CCAAGGCACAUCACAGAUCCCACAUCCCACUUAACGCUUCCCACCUCACGCGCCGCAACAAUACUUGCAAUCAUGUCUUCCGACAAACGAGUCUGCCUCGCCUACUCUGGAGGUCUUGACACCUCGACUAUCCUCAAGUGGCUCAUUCUCGAGGGCUACACCGUCGUCGCCUUCCUCGCCGAUGUAGGCCAGGUUGAAGAUUUCGCUGAGGUCGAGAAGAAGGCUCUGGCUCUCGGUGCCGAGCGCAUGGUUAUCGAUAACCUGCAGCAGGAAUUUGUCGACGAGCUCAUCUUCCGCGCCAUCCAAUGCAACGCGAUAUAUGAGGACCGAUAUCUCCUUGGAACCAGCCUUGCUCGUCCAGUCAUUGCUCGGGCGCAGGUCCGAGCUGCUCACAAGUACAACUGCAAGAUUCUCAGCCACGGUUGCACAGGCAAGGGCAAUGACCAGGUCCGCUUCGAACUAGCUUGGAAAGCAUGCGAUCCUAGUCUCUCCGUUGUCAUUCCUUGGAGGAUGCCAUCCUUCUUCAACCGCUUCCAGGGCCGACAAGACCUCCUAAAGUUCGCCGCGGAGAACAACAUACCCGUCUCGUCCACUCCCAAGGCUCCUUGGUCUCAAGAUGAUAACCUGGCACACUGCAGCUACGAAAGUGGAAUUCUUGAGAAGCCAGAUAUGCCUGCGCCUAAAAAUGUCUGGACCCGAACUGUUGACCCCCUCGACGCGCCCGAUGUCCCGACCAAGUUCUCCAUCACGUUCAGGGAGGGCAUCCCUGUCAAGCUCGAGGUGGAGGGCGGCGAGACCGUCACUGGUUCGCUCGAGCUCUUCAAGGCUCUCAAUGAGAUUGCCGGCCGCAACGGUGUUGGAAGGGUAGAUAUUGUUGAGUCUCGAUUCAUCUCGCUCAAGUCGAGGGGCUGCUACGAUUCCCCUGCCUUGACCGUGCUCCGUCUCGCACACAUCGAUAUCGAGGGUAUAACUGUCGACUCCAAGGUCAAGUCAAUCACGUCCUGGAUUGGAAAUGAGUGGUCCCAAUGCCUCUAUAAUGGCAUGUACUUCUCCCCUGAGCGUGAACUCCUCGAAAACUCCAUCGUAUUCAGCCAAAAGCACGUCCAUGGCAAGGUUAACAUGAUGGUCUACAAGGGCGCAGCUCACGUCCUUUCCCGGUCCGCGCCUGAGAGCAAUCUAUACAGUGAGGAACAGGCUAGCAUGGACACCCUCGAAGGUUUCAGCCCGGAGGAUACCACUGGCUUCAUUGCCAUCCAGGCGAUCCGACUGGAGAAGUAUGGUGCGGCCAAGAUCCAGCGGGGUGAACCCCUCUCAUAGAGGAGCCUGGCUACCUUGACGAGCGAAGGGAAACACUGGGGAUUCGUGGGGAGGGGAAGAGUAAAAGACCGCCAUGCCCAUGCACGCUUAGAUAAAAGUAGAAACCGGAAUUAGCAUCGUAGCUGUGAAAACCCGAACCCAUGCGCACCCAAGUCCACUUGCUAUAUUGUGGGUAGAAAGGAAUAGACACUGCAAUAACUGGCUUGAAUUCUACAUAA
Phialemonium atrogriseum is the source of this 1535-nucleotide messenger RNA. RefSeq names its product argininosuccinate synthase. Gene Ontology annotation, cellular component: cytoplasm. Gene Ontology annotation, molecular function: ATP binding; argininosuccinate synthase activity. The record is from RefSeq and is a predicted model, not a curated record. Gene Ontology annotation, biological process: L-arginine biosynthetic process; urea cycle. The coding region runs from base 73 to 1317 and encodes 414 amino acids. The transcript has 16 exons. Lineage: Eukaryota; Fungi; Ascomycota; Sordariomycetes; Cephalothecales; Cephalothecaceae.